UCCGCGUCUUCAGUCUUGUUCUUUCUCUCUUUUUUUCUUCUUCUUUCUUUCCCUCCUUUAUCGUUAUCGUUUUCUUUUUUCUUGCAUCAGAUUGCUCGCAUAGCCUUGCAAACCUAGAGUGAUACAUCAAUCUAUAGAUUUCACCAUGGAAUUUGUUCGCUCCCUCGCCGGUUCGCUCUGGAGCUCGGUCAGUUUCUGGAAAGCCGUUGCGAUCGGCUUUGCAUUAUUCAACCUCAAAAAUCUUCCUCUAGUGUGGCAUAUUCGCGUGUACCGCUACUUCUUCAAACAUGGCUACCUCAUCAACCCAGCCGUGAAACCACCCCCGUCCCCGAGCUCGUCCUUCCUCGAGCCAAAGAGCAUCUUCACGCGCGCCCCGAUCAUGGAACUCGACUCCAACAUGCACAAGUCCAACUCGACCUACUUCUCCGACCUGGACGUCUCCCGUACAGCACUCAUCUCCUCAGUCCUCAUGAAAGGAGUCUCGUUUCUCGAGAAACAGCUCAAAGAAGACGGCAAGAAGGGCCUGCUUGGGUUCAUCUUGGGCAGUGUGUACACAAACUUCAAGCGCGAGAUCCCCCCCUACAUGAAGUACGAGGUGCAGUCGCACAUUGCUUCCUACGACGAGAAGUGGAUCUACAUCGUCACGUACUUCCUGAAACCCAAGAGCGCGUCGUCGAAGAAGAAGGAGGAGACAGAGGAGCAGCGCCAGAAGAGGGUGCUGGCGCUGGCUAUCAGCAAAUAUGUGCUCAAGAAGGGACGAUAUACCGUUCCGCCGAAGGACGCUUUCGAGGCGGCGGGAUAUGUCCCGCUUUGUCCUGUUGCUGGUGUGAACGGCGAUGCUAAUGGCCAUGCGACUGGCGUGGAGGCGAACGGGUCUGCGAUUCAGCGCAAGGAGAGUGCCUCGGGGACUGGUUCCGAGGUGGAUCACCAGGCGGAGUGGGUGAAGUUGCAAGAUGAGCUUAUUCGGGGGAGGGCUAUGGUGCAGCCGUUUAUUGACCAGGAGGAGAAGCUCUUGGAUGACUAUAUGCACAAGAUGGCCCUGCCUGCUUUUGCAUAAUUGCAUGACAUUGAUUCUUGGGUAUUUAUAAUGGGCGAAUAUUAUUUAGACCGGGAUAAACCCGACAUAUAGAUUAGAUGGAUGAGGCAGCUUUGCUUCUGUAUAGUUGAAAC
Messenger RNA from Aspergillus campestris IBT 28561, 1170 nucleotides. RefSeq lists its product as uncharacterized. Bases 146 to 1057 code for a protein of 303 amino acids. The transcript has 2 exons. NCBI's taxonomy places the organism in Eukaryota, Fungi, Ascomycota, Eurotiomycetes, Eurotiales, Aspergillaceae. The record is from RefSeq and is a predicted model, not a curated record.